AUGACUUCUAUAAACGAAACAGAAACGCAUGAUCUACUGCCCUUUACCCUAACAGAUGCUGAUGCAAUAUUAGCACCAUCUAUUGAAGAAGUUGAUUCAAAUCCAGAUGAAUUGCGUAACAUGAGAGGGGAAGGUAGAUAUUUUGGGCUAGAAGAUUCAGAUAUAAGGAAAACGCCCGCUAAAAAAUGCAGAAAUUGCAAUGGUACAGGACAUAUUGCUAAAAAUUGUCCCCAUGUAAUAUGUACUUAUUGUGGUGCUGUUGACGACCAUUAUCCACAGCAAUGCUCCAAAACAAUUAAAUGUUCCAACUGUAAUGAAUCGGGUCACUAUCGUUCACAGUGUCCCAAAAAAUGGCGAAAGGUUUUUUGUUCUAUAUGUGAUUCUAAAAGACAUAGUAGAGAGAGAUGUCCCUCUAUUUGGAGAUCAUACACCGUAUUGGAACAUAAAAACAGUAAGAUCAAUAAGAAUAAGGUUGUACUUAGAUGGGAUAAAAUCUGGUGUUACAACUGUGGGAGCAAAGGUCAUUUUGGCGAUGAUUGUUCCGAGGCCAGAAGUAGUAGAGUACCAUUAGAUGAUGGAAGUGCAUUUUCUGGUGACAACCUACCUGAAACAUUAAGAAACGAAUAUUGGAAAAAUCUCAAGGCCUAUAUGAAUGAUAGGUAUUAUGCCAAUGGCAAUGGGACUGUGAAAGGCAGUUAUAAUAGCAGGAAUGCAUAUAAUAAUGAUUAUUCGAGGUAUGAUAGCUACGCCGGCAACAGCAGUAAUAGCAACCAUGCCGACUAUGAUAAUUCUUAUCGUAAAUUUAAUAAUAACAACAGUUCUUCACCUUUUCCUUUCCAUCCACCCCCAUACGGCAAAUCCAGUUUUACAAGAUCGAUGGCAAAUUAUGAUAACAAGAAUAAUAGUGCCAGUAAUUAUAACAGUAGAAAGAACAACAGUAAUAAUGCCGAUAAGAAAAAUUCUCUUGAAUUUCCUCGCGGUGGGUCUUUGUAUGAUGAUAUUGACGGGUAUAGUAAUUCUGGCAAAAGAAAGAGUAGUAAUAACAAAAACAUUUACGAAAAAAUGAACAAGUCAAGAUAUUCAAGUGGUAACGGAUCUAGCGGCAGAAGCAAUGCUAAAAGUUACAACGUAUAUGAAUCUUUUGGAAAGGGCAAAGCCUCUUCUAAAGGAAAUACCUAUAAAGUUUCAAAAAAAAGACGUUAG
Saccharomycodes ludwigii is the source of this 1203-nucleotide messenger RNA. RefSeq names its product TRAMP complex RNA-binding subunit (gene AIR1). Gene Ontology annotation, biological process: polyadenylation-dependent RNA catabolic process. NCBI's taxonomy places the organism in Eukaryota, Fungi, Ascomycota, Saccharomycetes, Saccharomycodales, Saccharomycodaceae. The coding region runs from base 1 to 1203 and encodes 400 amino acids. Gene Ontology annotation, molecular function: nucleic acid binding; zinc ion binding. The record is from RefSeq and is a predicted model, not a curated record. The transcript has a single exon.